Messenger RNA from Notolabrus celidotus (New Zealand spotty), 1493 nucleotides. RefSeq names its product crystallin J1B-like. Lineage: Eukaryota; Metazoa; Chordata; Actinopteri; Labriformes; Labridae. The record is from RefSeq and is a predicted model, not a curated record.
GAAAUCGAUGGAUCACUAGCCUGGGAAACCCGUGAGAGGUCGGGAAUACGUGGACCCCGGCCAGGCCUCGCAGGGUUUCAUCGGAGCUGGAGCAGAGGAGGGAUCAGCUGUGAACAGACCGGAUGGAGGCGAUGAAAAACUGACGAUAAGAGACUUUUAACCACACUCCAAGUGGACUUCUUAAAGGUGAAGACAAGACUCUAAGAUGGCGCUGACGUGGGCUGACAGAGCGGUCGGGGCCAUUAUCGGGGCCGCAGUGGCAGAUGCAGCAGCCCAGCCCAUGCACUGGAUCUAUAAUCCAGACCGGCUCAAAGAGGUUCUGUCUGAUCUGGAGCCGUGUCCUGAGUUUCGUCCUCAGUCAGCGAAUCCUUUUUACAGCAGGACGACUGGUGAGCAGACGUGUUACGGAGACCAGGCGUUCAUCCUGCUCGAGUCUCUGAGCACAUGUGGAGAUGUUGAUGUGAAAGAUUUGACCACACGUUGCUACAAGUUCUUCGGCCCGGGGACUGUGUACGAUCUGCCGCUGAAUGAUCCGUACAGGAAGAAAGGAGGCCCCAAAGCUGUCCUCCCUAUCAACGGCCCAUGGAACGGGAGCCUGAAAGCAUUCAUCAGAAAUGUGGACGCUGGAAAAGAAGAAACAGGCUGCGAUGUAGAUUGUCAGAUGGACGGCGUCACUAAGCUGGCUCCGGUUGUAGCCAUGUUUGCAGGUCGACCUGAGAUGUUGGAGAAAGUGGAGGAAGCCAUUAGAGUGACCCAGAACAACGACAUGUGUGUGGCUGGGACUCUGGCUGCAGCAAGGAUUUUGGAGCAUUUCAUCCUGAAUGGCCCUGAUCCUGAUGCCCUGGAUAAAGUUGUAGCUCAGCUGAAUGAUCCAAAAAGACAAAACCCUCAGGAUCUGGACCGAGCGGUCAUUGCUCAGCUCCAGCAGGUGAAGGAGCACCUGGUGAAGAGCAGCUCACAGCUGAUCCCCGCUGUGUUCACUAACACAUGAGCUCUGCCCGGUGCGUUCCAGGGAGCGCUUCAUGGUGUCCUGACUCUGAACCAGCUGGAUGAGGCAGUCAGGGACACGAUGCGCUGCGGGGGAUGCACCGCCAGCCGAGCCUCCUUCAUAGGGGCCUGUUUUGGAGCUCAGACCGGUCUGCAGGGAGUCCCAGAGUCAUGGAGGGAGAGGACGUUAAGGUUUCCUGAGCUGCUCAAGCUUGCUGAAAAUGUGGUCCAAAAAACACAACAAUUGUAGUUCUGCUCCAGUUUUGCCCUAAAUACAAAUGUUUUAUGAAGUAUUCAUGGAGUGUGCGUAUAAAUCUAUUUUUAGAAGCUGUUCUCUGGUUGCAGCUGCACUUUGACAUGACAGUAUAUGACAGUCUCAUUCUAAAGCCUUCCCUUGAAUGGAACCUGAAUCCCUUUGUUCCGUCAAAGCUGCAUCAUGCAGAGAGAGAAAAGUCAAGUAUUAGUGUUGUGUUGAGAUCUCAAAUAAAGAAGUUUCAUGCCACCAA